UUCCAUGUGUUGCUGGCCUUAAACACUCAUGACAUUUCGAGUUCAAGAAUCAUCCCGUUUGAAUCCGUUUUUGAUGUCUCGGAUUCUUGAGCUGUCUUGAUCCGAUGGUUUGCCGGUGUGGGACGAUAAGUGAUCAUGAAAUUUCAUUGCAAUGUCGAGAUCCAUGACAGAACGUUAUCUGUCUGCUUGCAAAGGCGAUCGCAAUCGAUCCUGGCAUUCGCUAAAAAAUCGGCCGAGAAUGAUAAUGUGCACCUGUAUCUGCAAACACGGCAGAACAAGCGAGGCAUCAAGUAUCAGAUUGUUAACAAUGUAGAACGAGUAUUUACAAAGUUUAUCGCCAAUGGCAAAGUUACAAUAAGACUGACGAAACCUUGUCACGAUCUGAUUAUUCAAAGUGACACAAUUCAAUUGAAAAGCUUCCUUCAUAUACUGAAUCAUAUGACAAAUGGACAUUCUCGGAAUUACGACAGUCUCGUGAAGCAAUACACUCUUAUGCCUGAUGUGUUUUUCAACCAAAGUGAAUUCUCCCUGGGAAAAGUCAAAGUUGUGGUAAAGAAAAAUUCUGAAUAUCCGACCUUACAUGGUUUCCCGAGAACAGCGGAGCAUCUAAUUUUAAGUGGACUGAGCAGAAAGUCAUUUGAUCGACAAAUUUUGCGCUUGCAAAGUUUACGAAUUCUGGAUCUGUCAGACAACAAGAUCUCCUACCUGCCAAAGGAGUUGGGCACCUUGCCUCAUCUACAGCAGCUUCUACUGUCGCAGAAUAAUCUCGGAAAAUCACCUAGAUUGAAGUGGGCAUGGCUAGAGCAGACUGCCAUUAAGCAUAAUUUGCAUUUCUUAGAUUUAAGUAAUAAUUCGCUGACUGAAUUGCCAGUACAAUUCAGAAAUUUGAACGCCUUGAUGCAUCUGAAGGUUAGUCAAAAUGCAUUGACGCAUCUACCACAUAAUAUCAGAGUUUUGCGAAAUCUGAGAGUUUUAGACGUGGCGAAAAAUCGUUUGUCGUAUUUACCAGUGACCAUCACGUAUCUGCGGCUACAACUUCUGGAUGUUACGGAGAAUCCGUUUAUCCGUGACAUUAAAAAUGAUAUUCAUGGCAAUGGCAGUACCACGAACGUAAGGAUGUCAAGUCUUAUUGAAUGGUCAGCUAAAAGCGUCCUGAAAUCUAGGAUAAUGUAUGAUCGAAGUACAAUACCGUAUACGUUGGUAGAAUAUUUGGAUGAAGCGAAACACUGCCACCUAUGCAAAACUGCCUGUUUUGAUUGUUAUAUAAGGAAGUUUAUACGGCCACCUCUAUCCUGUAACGAGCUAAAAAUGUCACUGGGGACAGCUUUUAAAUUUGAAUCUUAUUUCUGUUCGUUACUUUGUGCUAACAACGCUGAAAGAAAUGUUCUUUUCCUAUGAAUACAUCAAUUUGAAAUUCAUUGAUGCAGUGAACUUUUAAUAGAUAUUUUCUGUAAGUAAGACUCACAUUUUUUAUUAUUAUUUAGUUUCCUUUUGAUUUUAAAACAUGACUUUAUAAUAAUCCUCAUUCGCCUGUACAAAGUAUACAUACUUAUUGUCAGAUUUGUAUUUUUUGUAUUUAUUAUUGAUAAAUUAAUACUAACA
Messenger RNA from Wasmannia auropunctata (little fire ant), 1602 nucleotides. It is a transcript of the gene Lrr47, whose product is annotated as leucine-rich repeat protein 1. The coding region runs from base 136 to 1398 and encodes 420 amino acids. The record is from RefSeq and is a predicted model, not a curated record. Gene Ontology annotation, molecular function: protein binding. NCBI's taxonomy places the organism in Eukaryota, Metazoa, Arthropoda, Insecta, Hymenoptera, Formicidae. The transcript is spliced from 4 exons.